Molecule: messenger RNA, 1372 nt
Organism: Amborella trichopoda
Lineage: Eukaryota; Viridiplantae; Streptophyta; Magnoliopsida; Amborellales; Amborellaceae
Product: triacylglycerol lipase 2
Biological process (GO): lipid metabolic process
Molecular function (GO): hydrolase activity, acting on ester bonds
Source: RefSeq, a predicted model, not a curated record
AUGGGUUGGAGCUGGUGGUUGGGCUCGGUAGUGUGUAUUUUGGUCGCCAUUAGUCAUGGUGGGGCUGCUGGUGUAUGCGAGGAAGUGAUCAAACCCAAAGGAUACCAAUGCCAAGAGCAUACUAUGACAACAAAGGAUGGUUACAUACUCAGUCUCCAAAGAAUUUCCCAAGGCCGCACUCCUACACCCUCCAACCACACAAGGCAGCCCGUUUUGUUGCAGCACGGCCUCACUAUGGAUGGAGUUUCAUGGCUUAUAAGUCCUCCUGGAGAGUCUCUGGCAUUUGUCUUGGCCGAUAAUGGGUUUGAUGUGUGGAUUUCAAACACCCGAGGAACCAAAUGGAGCCGCAAGCACACAACCUUGGACCCCUCUGAUCCGGGCUUUUGGGCUUGGUCAUGGGAUGAGCUCGCAGAAUAUGACAUACCGGCAUUGUUCGAGUAUGUAAACAAUCAAACAGGGAAGAAGGUGAACUAUGUGGGUCACUCUCUUGGUACUCUUAUUGCCUUGGCCUCCUUCUCUCAAGGGAAGGCAGCGAAUCUCACAAGAUCGGCCGCUUUUCUGAGCCCAAUCGCUUAUUUGAGUCAUAUGACAACCCCUUUGGUCCUAAUCGCUUCCAGAACCAUGCUUGGUCAACUCGCAAUAUGGAUGGGGAUUGCAGAGUUCAAUAUUGCAUUGCCAGCCUUGAAAGCCCUCGUCAAGGGUGUAUGCAUGAAUCCCCAUAUCGACUGCUUCAACAUGGUCAGUGCCAUCACAGGGAAGAACUGCUGCCUCAAUUCCUCCACCAUAGAGCUUUUCCUACAGUAUGAGCCUCAGUCUACUUCAACAAGGAACAUGGUGCACCUUGCCCAAAUGAUUAAGAAUGGGGAUGUAGCCAAGUAUGACUAUGGAAACCCUAACGAGAACAUGAUUCACUACUCCCAGAGCACGCCUCCCAAGUACAACAUGUCCAAUAUACCAAGGGAUCUCCCCCUCUUCUUUAGCCACGGUGGAUACGACGCUCUCUCUGAUGUGGAGGAUGUGAAUUUGCUGAUCGCCCAUCUCGAUUCUCAUGACAAGGACAAGAUCACCAUCCAAUUUGUGGACAACUACGCGCAUGUUGACUUCAUUUUGUCCGUCAAUGCCAAGCAAGUUGUUUACGAGCCACUCAUCGAUUUCUUGAAGCGUCACUGAGACAUUUUUUUUACAUUUCAGACCUACCUUUGUGUUGCUUCCCCUCUUCGUUCGAUACAGAGAGUUGUAGUGCUCCCUCGUUGAGGAUGUCUGUGUUUGUAUUUUAUUUGUCUGAAAUUACGAGUACCACCUCCUUCCUAUUUAAUGGGGUUUUAUCUCCUGGUUAGAGACUAUGGGGAUGGUUAGAGACUAUGGGGAUGAU